Aplosporella prunicola CBS 121167 is the source of this 1580-nucleotide messenger RNA. RefSeq lists its product as uncharacterized. Gene Ontology annotation, cellular component: membrane. Gene Ontology annotation, molecular function: carbohydrate:proton symporter activity. NCBI's taxonomy places the organism in Eukaryota, Fungi, Ascomycota, Dothideomycetes, Botryosphaeriales, Aplosporellaceae. Gene Ontology annotation, biological process: carbohydrate transport; transmembrane transport. The transcript has 6 exons. The record is from RefSeq and is a predicted model, not a curated record. Bases 1 to 1536 code for a protein of 511 amino acids.
AUGUUUGGAACGGAAUUGAGAGGGAAAUGGCUGGCGUGGGCCAUCACCGCCGCUUCUUGUCAAGGCUUCUUGCUCUUGGGUUAUGAUCAAGGGCUCAUGAGUGGCAUCAUCGGCGCAGACAACCAGUUUGGCCGGGACUUUAACUCUCCCGAUGCGAAUAUGCAAGGCAUUAUCACUUCGAUUUACGAUAUUGGCUGUGCAGCCGGCUCCUUGUUCUCGUUCUUCUUUGCUGAGCACUACGGGAGGAAGAAGAUGAUCAUCGCCGGAGGAACCGUAAUGAUCCUUGGCACCAUCAUAUUAACCAGUUCGACAACCAUUGCUCAGCUGUUGGUAGGGCGGAUUGUGACAGGCAUCGGUAACGGGUUCAAUUCCUCGAACAUUCCAUCCUACCAAUCCGAACUUUGCAAACCAAAGAACCGCGGAAAGCUCCUCAGCGCCCAAGGAACCGUCACCAUCGUUGGUCUUUGCAUUGCCUAUUGGGUUGACUUUGGUCUAUCCUACGUAGACGGGCCUGUCCAAUGGAGGUUCCCGGUCGCGUUCCAGGCGUUCUUCGCAAUCUUCCUCGUCCUCCAAAUGCUACCCCUUCCGGAGACACCCAGAUUCCUGAUCGAGAAAGACCGUACCGCCGAAGCCGCACAAGUUUUAGCCCGCUUAGAUGAUACAACUAUUCAGGACGAAGAAGUGCUCGAGGUGGUACAGACUAUUCAAGUUUCCAUCGAAAAAGAGAACCAAGGUGGCCCGUUCCAAUACAAGGAGCUCUUGCAAGGCGGACCCACUGGAAACUUCCGCCGUAUACUCAUUUGUAUGGCCGUGAACGUAAUGCAACAAUGGACGGGCUCGAACUUCAUAAACUACUAUGCGCCAAUGGUCUACCAGGAGAAUAUGGGUGUUGGUCGAACUUUGUCGUUGAUUUUGGGUGGAUGUACUUCACUGACCUACCUCGUCGGCAGCUUUAUCCCUCUAUGGACCGUUGACAGGUUCGGGCGCCGCGCGCUCCUUAUGACCUCGGCCGCCGGCCUAUGUUUCUGCUUCUCCAUGGCCUCGAUCUUGCUGAGCGUCGGCGGCCAGUCAUGCGCCUACGGCGCCACAGCCAUGGUCUUCCUCUUCCAGAUCUUCCUUGGCUUCGGGUGGCUGCCAAUUCCAUGGUUCUAUCCUAGCGAAAUAACUACGACCCGCAUCCGAAGCAAGGGCCAAGCGAUAGGCAGCUUCAUCAACUGGAUGUGCGUCUUCGCCGUCGUGCAGAUCACGCCCAUCGCCACCGAGAACAUCAAAUGGCGGACGUUUGUCAUCUUCGCCGUUUUCUGCUUCCUCUGGAUCCCGAUCGUCUAUCUUUUCUUCCCUGAGACGAGCGGGUUGGAGCUGGAAGAUCUAGACUACUUGUUCCAGAAGGGCGGGCUUACGGGAGGCGUGUGGAGCUCUAAAGGCGGCCGUACGGUUAUGAAGCGCACGGGGAGAGAGGAGGCUGGCGUCGAGGGUGGGUUUAAGGAUCCCGAUCGUGCGGUGUCGGAGAUCAGAGAGGAGGACACGAAAACCUAAGAUGGUAGAUGGCGCUGAAUAUUGUCGGGUACUUAUCUAUAGAG